AUGUUGCGAACAUCGAUUCGAUCCGUGAGGGUGCUCGGCCACAGGCCUGCGGCGGCCGUCGUUGGCCGCCAAUGGCAGGUCGCUGCCACCCGCCGGAGACACUUUGCCGACGACAAGAAACCUGACCCGUCCCGACCAGCCGCCCUGCCGACCACAGAGACCAUCACGUCCGAGAAGAGCGAAGUCCCCGAGGUCCGGUUCGUCGAGCCGUCGAUUCCUAAGGAAGACGUCCCCCUCACGCCCCCGACCCCGAACACCGUUGUCCCCGAGACAGAGGCUGCCACGCCUCCGCCGCUGUCGCCCGCAGACGCUGCCCCGAAGAAGAAGGGCUUCUUCCGCCGACUGAGGAACCUCGUCUUGACCCUCGCCAUCCUCGGAGCCGUCGGCUUCGGUGGCGGCGUGUGGUACUCGCGCAUCAAUGACAACUUCCACGACUUCUUCACCGAGUUUGUCCCCUUCGGCGAGCAGGCCGUCCUCUACUUCGAGGAGGCAGACUUCCGCAAGCGGUUCCCCAACAUUUCCAACAAGCUCAAGGGAAGAGACACAGGCAGCCAGGUCAAUAUCCCCGCCCAGAGCGGCGCGUCCUGGCGGGUGGCCGACAACGGUGAGCCCGCCAGCCGCCAGUCGAGCGCCGUCGACAAAAAGGCCGCUGCCAAGGUCAUCGCUGUCAAGGAGGAGCAGAACAACCCGGUCGAGAAGCCCAAGGCGGCGACGGAGGCUCCCAAGCCCACACCCGCAGCCGCGCCCGAGCCCGUCAAGGAGGCUAAGCCUGCCGCCGCGGCCAAGAAGGAGGACGCGGCUGGAUUCAAGGCGCCCGAGGUCAAUGAGCCCUCGCGAUUCCCUCCCAUCGCGCCGAUCGACCCCCUGAAGAUCGAAGACGCGACCGAGCCGGUGGUUCAGGACCUUGUUCGCAUGCUCAACGACAUUAUCACCGUCAUCAACGCCGACAAGGCCCACGGCCGCUAUUCCCCUACCAUCUCCAAGGCUAAGGGCGAGCUGAGCAAGGUGGGCAGCAAGAUCAAGGCCAUCAAGUCGUCAGUCGAGGAGAAGGCGGCUUCCGAGGUGCAAGCCAAGGUUGCCGACUUUGACAAGGCCGCCAACGACCUCAUCGCGCGCGUCGAGUCGGCCAUGGUCGUGCAGGAGACGCAGUGGAGGAAGGAGUUUGAGGAGGAGAUGCAAAAGGUCAAGGCGAGCUACGACGAGCGCGUCAAGCUCGUGCUGGAGCGCGAGAAGCAGCUUAACGAGGAGCGUCUUAACAACCAGCUGCUGGAGCAGGCGCUCGCCCUGAAGAAGGAGUUCGUCUCGGAGGUGCAGAACCACGUGGAGGCGGAGCGCGAGGGCCGGCUCGGCAAGCUGGACAAGCUGUCGACGGCCGUGGCGGAGCUCGAGAAGCUCACCACGGGAUGGAACGAGGUGGUGGACACCAACCUCCGCACGCAGCAGCUCCAUGUGGCCGUCGAUGCCGUCCGCGCCAGCCUCGAGAACGCCACGCACCCCAGGCCCUUUACGCGCGAGCUUGUGGCUCUCAAGGAGAUUGCGGCCGAGGACCCCGUCGUCAACGCAGCCAUCGCGUCCAUCAACCCGUCCGCCUACCAGCGCGGCCUCUCCAACGCGGCGCAGCUCAUUGACCGGUUCCGGAUAGUGGCCAACGAGGUGCGCAAGGCGUCCCUCCUCCCCGAGGAGGCGGGCGUCGCCAGCCACGCGUCGAGCUACCUCCUCAGCAAGGUCAUGUUCAAGAAGCAGGGCCUGGCCGACGGCGACGACGUUGAGAGCAUCUUGACGCGCACGCAGACGCUCCUGGAGGAGGGCAACCUGGACGCUGCCGCCCGUGAGAUGAAUGGUCUCCAGGGCUGGGCGAAGACGCUGAGCAGAGACUGGCUCGGCGAGGUGAGGAAGGUCCUCGAGGUUCAGCAAGCGCUUGAUGUCAUUGCGACAGAAGCCCGUCUGCAGAGUCUCAAGGUAGAAUAA
Colletotrichum destructivum is the source of this 1968-nucleotide messenger RNA. RefSeq names its product Putative MICOS complex subunit MIC60 protein. Gene Ontology annotation, cellular component: MICOS complex. Bases 1 to 1968 code for a protein of 655 amino acids. The transcript has 2 exons. Gene Ontology annotation, biological process: cristae formation. The record is from RefSeq and is a predicted model, not a curated record. Lineage: Eukaryota; Fungi; Ascomycota; Sordariomycetes; Glomerellales; Glomerellaceae.